Panicum hallii is the source of this 3026-nucleotide messenger RNA. RefSeq names its product receptor-like protein 45. Gene Ontology annotation, cellular component: plasma membrane. The transcript is spliced from 4 exons. The coding region runs from base 120 to 2738 and encodes 872 amino acids. NCBI's taxonomy places the organism in Eukaryota, Viridiplantae, Streptophyta, Magnoliopsida, Poales, Poaceae. Gene Ontology annotation, molecular function: protein binding. The record is from RefSeq and is a predicted model, not a curated record.
UCUCCGUUCAAAAAGGAGAAGCAUUCUGGCUCACCUAUCAAACCUGAGUCUGUCACCACGGUUUGGCCGGAAACUAAAAGCCUUUUCAGCCUCUUGUCACUUACAUUCACCAAGAAACUAUGAGCUGCUACUUCCCGCUAGGAACCAUGCUUUGGGUCCUAUGCGUCUUGCAGUUCAUGUUCCACAUGGCAGGUGGCUGCGCGAUCGAGGAAAGGAUUGCUCUUAUGCGCAUCAGAUCUUUGCUGGUGGAGGCAAACUCUGAAGUUCCUGCUUCUUGGGGACGGAGUGGCGACUGCUGCUCCUGGGAAAGGGUCCGAUGCAACAACAGCACACGAGUGUCGGGUCUCAACCUCGACUCCGUGUACAGAAACGAUCAUAUUGGAGAUCCAUGCUGGAAUCUCAAUUUGACCAUGUUUAACUCGUUUCAUGAGCUUCAGCAGCUGGAUUUAUUUCAGAAUUCCGCCUGUCUUCAGAAUUUUGAAGGCCUUCAAGGAUUGACUAAGCUUCGGUAUCUCAACCUCAGCAACAACAGAUUGAUCGAGAAUAAUAUCUUGGAAUCUCUUGGUAAAUUGGCUUCUCUUGAAGUCAUAAAUUUUGAGAAAACCGGUUUGAGCGGUGCUCUUCAGAAUAUUGCUUUCAGAAAUCUCAAGAAGUUGCGAGAUUUGCGUCUAGGAUUCAAUCUAAUGAAUGGAAGCAUCCCAGCCUCCUUAUUUGAGCUUUCAUGCCUUGAAUAUUUGGAUCUUUCAUACAAUCUCCUUCAAGGACACAUACCGAAGAUGGACCUCACAGGAACCCUCAAAAGCUUGCGAGAACUGCAUCUAGGAUCCAACCGACUGAAUGGAAAGUUUGAUUUCUUUUGGCUUCGGAACUGUGCCAUGCUAAAGGACGUAGAUCUAUCAGGAAAUGCUGAAUUAGCUAUUGAUGUGAAGUUCCUUACAAGUGUGACCCCAUUUCAACUGAGAGCACUAAUGCUCUCUGGGUGUAAACUUGACAAUACUAUCAUUUCAGGACCAAAUUUAUUUGGCACACAACGUCAUCUGCAAUUCCUUGAUCUGUCCAACAACAACUUUUCAGGGAGCCUGCCUAACUGGAUGUUUACAAAUGAAGCGCCUUUGCUGUAUCUGGGUCUUGCACAUAACUCGCUGGUAGGAUCAUUGGAUCAUCUGAUGUGGCAGCAACAAUCGAGUCUCCAAAUGAUCAACAUAUCUAUGAACUAUUUCACAGGACAGCUUCCAAUGGACAUCAGCUCAGUAUUUCCGAAUCUGACAGCUCUCGAUGCUUCUUACAAUAAUAUUUCUGGCCAUUUACCACCAUCUCUGUGCAACAUUAAAUCCUUGGAAUUUGUGGAUCUAUCAAACAAUAAACUUACAGGAGAGGUGCCAGCUUGCUUGUUCAAUGAGUGUUGGUCGCUGGAAUUCCUGAGGCUCUCGAACAACAAUCUCGGGGGUCCGAUACUUGGUGGAGCUAAUACACAUUUGUCUUUCGCGGCAGGAUUAUAUCUUGAUAGCAACUAUUUUGAGGGACCAUUGCCUAACAAUCUAUCAGGUGAAAUGUCAAUCAUGGAUUUUCAUGAUAAUAAAUUGUCAGGUGAACUUGAUGUAUCAUUUUGGAAUACUCCUUCAUUGGAAUUUUUAAGUGUUGCUAGCAAUGGUUUAACUGGUCAAAUUUAUCCAACGAUUUGCAACUUGACUGGUCUUCACUAUUUGGAUGUAUCCAAUAACGACUUUGAAGGAUCUAUACCAAACUGCAGCAGUAAGUUAAUGCUGUAUUUUCUGAACAUGUCGAGCAAUACCCUCUCAGGAUUCCCUAGUUAUUUUGUCAAUAGCUCCAACGUUGUAGCUCUCGAUAUAGGAUAUAACCGGUUCAUGGGCAGUCUUGAUUGGAUACAACAUCUUUAUAAAAUACAACUGCUCCUGUUGGGCAGGAAUAUGUUUGAGGGGCAUAUCUCUGCAGAACUCUGUCAUCUCCAGCACUUGAAUAUUAUUGAUUUGUCACACAACAGACUUUCAGGUUCAUUGCCACCUUGCAUUGGUGCUAUCCCAUUUGGAUACCAUACAGAUGAUGAUAAUUUUUUCUUCAUGUUCUACGGUAUUAGCUUCGAUGUGAGGCUUUCUAGUAUGGAUUACGACAUUCCGUUGGUCUUGUAUGACACCAAUAAUAUCCUCCAAGGCUUCACCUUCUCCACUAAAGGAAACAUUUACACAUAUAGCCGCGGCUUCUACAAUCUCAUGUCCGGCAUUGACUUAUCGGCGAACAUGCUAUCAGGGGAGAUCCCUUGGGAGGUAGGGAAUCUGAGCCAUGUCAAGUCCCUCAACCUAUCGCAUAAUUUCUUUAUCGGUCAAAUCCCAGCUACCUUUGCAAACAUGAGGGCCAUAGAAAGCCUGGACUUGUCCCAUAACGAGCUGAGCGGACCUAUACCUUGGCAGCUGACUCAGAUGUCAUCUUUGGAGGUGUUCUCUGUGGCCUACAACAACUUGUCAGGGUGCGUACCGAGCUCCGGUCAGUUUAGCUCGUUCAGCAUGGAGAGCUACCUGGGCAACACAGACCUUCAGAAUUCGUCACGGGGGAACCAGUGUUCACCUGCUCCCGGCUCUAUGGAAGUGGAAGAUGUGGGCGAGGCAGCUGAUGAUCCGGUACUUUAUAUUAUCGGCGCCGCCUCAUUCGUAUUGGCAUUCUGGGCAACCGUUGCGUUCUUGUUCUGCCUUCCAUUCGGGCAGCGUGUGAUGCUUCAACUAUAGCUCAUCACAACCGUUGAACAGGUGCAACCAAUGUUUUUCUUUCCUUCUAGUUAUGGGUAACGAGAAAGCCAUGUAUGCUUGAUGUUUUUGUUCUGUUUCUUCACGUUUUGAAUCUUUGAAACAAGUUUAGUGGUGUGUAAUAUAAUAGUGUCGCCUUUUUCUUCGACGAUGUCUCCAUCGCAUUGUACCCUUUUGACUUCUGUUCUGAAAGGAAUGUAUCAGACUGUACAAUUCAAUGGUACAGGGUAGCAUUGAGAAGAACUACCUGUAAUUGCAUGGCCUUACAUG